AUGUGUGAGGGUCCAGUUUUCGUGGGACGUGUUCGCAGCGGGAGUGCGCGUCAAAUCUCAGACUGGGUCUUUCUCAUUUUCACGACAGCCCCGUCGAGCCAACCUGAGUGCCCCGAACCCGCGUCCUACGGCUCCCCGAACCUCAGCGACAACGCGAUAGGGGACGAGGGCGCCGAACGCCUGGCUCAGGCUCUGGUGGCGAACGCUUCGCUGUCCAUUCUCGACCUCGGGUACAACAGCCGAAUCGGACGGCGAGGGGUCGAGGCUGUGGCCGUGGCCCUGGAGCAGAACCGCGCCCUGACGUCGGUGGCCCUGCGGCACAGCGGGAGCGACAGCGACGGCUUGGACAGGGUUGCCACCCUCCUGCAAGGCAACCGCCGCGUGCGUGUGCUGACUGUGGAGGCGAGCGCUCCGCGAACAGAACCGGGCAGGCUUGCCCUCAGCUGCACCAGUCUUGCGGGACGCGCCGUCGCCGUGAUCACCUGCGCGCGAGCCGACACGGUCGGCGCGCUGCGGAAGGCCAUAGGUGCGGAGCUGCAGAUCCCGCCGGGGCAGCUCCGCCUGCUGAUGCCAGGCGGAGAGCUGCUCGACGACGGCGCGGUGGCGGCCUCGCUCGUCGUGCGGGGAGCGCCGAACGUGUCCGUAUCCAUGCCUUCGCGGUCUGGAUACCGAGGUGCGAUCCCUGGGAUGUGCGCUCCCAUGGUGCGAAGACGACCGCGAUCUGCUCGCUGCGCCACCGUCUUCAGACGACGCGACGGAUCUUGUCCGUCCGACAGGGGGCGCCUGCAGCUUGGCAUGGGCGUACAGGAGCACAGUCUUGAGGCUGCUCGCAUGAGGGUGCCAUGA
This is a messenger RNA of Prorocentrum cordatum, 846 nucleotides long. The record is from the annotation of a GenBank genome assembly. Lineage: Eukaryota; Dinophyceae; Prorocentrales; Prorocentraceae.